Erinaceus europaeus (western European hedgehog) is the source of this 535-nucleotide messenger RNA. Its product is annotated as small ribosomal subunit protein eS21-like. NCBI's taxonomy places the organism in Eukaryota, Metazoa, Chordata, Mammalia, Eulipotyphla, Erinaceidae. The record is from RefSeq and is a predicted model, not a curated record. Bases 1 to 213 code for a protein of 70 amino acids. Gene Ontology annotation, biological process: translation; endonucleolytic cleavage in ITS1 to separate SSU-rRNA from 5.8S rRNA and LSU-rRNA from tricistronic rRNA transcript (SSU-rRNA, 5.8S rRNA, LSU-rRNA); endonucleolytic cleavage to generate mature 3'-end of SSU-rRNA from (SSU-rRNA, 5.8S rRNA, LSU-rRNA). The transcript has a single exon. Gene Ontology annotation, molecular function: structural constituent of ribosome. Gene Ontology annotation, cellular component: ribosome; cytosolic small ribosomal subunit.
AUGCAGAAUGAUGCAGGUGGACCUUGGACCGUGUACGUUCCGCGGAUGUGCUCUGGCAGCAAUCGCAUCAUCGGUGCCAAGGACCACGCGUCCAUCCAGAUGAACGUGGCUGAGGUCGACAAGAUAACCGGCAGGUUCAAUGGCCAGUAUACAACCUACGAGAUCUGCGGGCCCAUCCGCAGGAUGGGUGAGUCGCAGGAAUCCAUUCUAUGACUGGCCGAGGUGGAUGGUAUCGUCUCAAAGAAUUUCUGACUCCGGGGGGAAAUCACGAUGUGGAGUUUUUGUAUUAAAUAAACAGUGAAAGCACCCCCCCAAAAAAAAAAGAAAAGAAAAGAAAUGUACUCAGUGCUCCUUGGAGGACAGGCAUGGGUCUGUCUGCCCUGCUGGGAAGAAGAUAUGGCAGGACCUGAGUUGAUCUGAGAGGUCCAAAUCACAGUCAGGGAACUAGUAGGUGAGAAUAAAGCAACCACUGGAUUAAUUUGGAAUUGGUUCUGGUUUUCCAUACUGUUCUGCUGAAUAUAUAAAUCCCACCACU